AUAGUGUAACGUAGAGUAAUCACUAAUGCGGCGCUCUCUAGUUCUUCGUAUAGGGCUGUUGGCAUGGCACAUCUGGAGCCUGCGCAAGCCCGUGGUUAUUAUUGGGACGGGGUAGGACUGUUCAUCACCGUCCUGUGUGUAUCGGGGCUGAGAAAGUCAACCCUUCUCUUUCCCACCAUUCUCUUUCCCAUCAGUCUCUUUCUCACCAGUCUGUUCCAUAUUACUCUGUAAUACCCAUUUACUGCAAAAAAAAAAAAAAAAAAAAAAAAAAAAAACGAUCGCCGAAAAUGGCGGACAACAAUGACAACAGCAGCAACAACAGCAACAACCCGACUUUAGAAUUCCAGACAUUCCAUAAUGUGAUCAAUGGGGCGAUUGCCGACACCCCAGGCAGAUAUCGGCGGACUGUCAACCCUUCCACUGAGAAAGACAAUCACGAUGUGCCUUUCAGCGGUCCAGAAGAUGUGGACAGAGCUGUCGAAGCGGCAAAGAAAGCUGCCGGGACGUGGUCGGCUGUCUCGUGGAACGAGCGUGCUGACAGACUUCAGAAAUUUGCAGAUGCCAUCGAGGGUAUCGCGGGUGAACUAGCCAAGCUAUUGACCAUGGAGCUAGGUAAGCCUCCGAUGUGGGCUGGUUACGAAAUCGCCACUGGCAUCCAAUGGAUCAGAGACUUCAGCCAGAUGUCGCAUCCUGGAGAGGAUAUCCAGGACACACAGGAGCGCAAAGUGACGACGCGUUACUUGCCCCUCGGUGUCGUCGUCGGCAUCGUGCCCUGGAACUACCCCAUCCAAUUGGCGUGUAUGAAAAUUGCUCCCGCGCUGCUCACCGGGAACUGCUUUAUCUGGAAACCUUCCCCCGGCAGCCCCUACACCAGUCUGAAGGUCGCUGAGCUAGCACAGCGCUUCUUCCCUGCCGGCGUCCUUCAGGCCUUGAGCGGCGAUGACGAUCUUGGCCGCUGGCUGACCGGACACCCUGGCGUCGACAUGGUCAGCUUUACCGGCUCAACAGCCGUCGGUAAGCUGGUAUCACAGACGUGCAGCAAGACGCUCAAGCGCUGUACUCUCGAGCUGGGCGGCAACGACGCCGCCAUUAUCUGUGCCGACGUGGACCCCGUUGCCGUGGGCUCAAAGAUUGGCCUCUUCGCCUUCUGUAACUCGGGCCAAAUCUGCAUCGCCAUGAAACGCGUUUAUGUCCACGAGUCGGUCUACGAGGCUGUACUCGCUACUGUGGUAGGCUUCGUACAGAGUCUCAAGCUGGGCAUUGAGGAAGACGCGUUCAUGGGGCCAGUCGCGAAUGAGGCCCAGUAUAACCGCAUUAGAGCUUUGUUAACAGACAUAAAGACAAGCGGGCUCACUGUCGCGGCUGGAAGCACCGAGCCUCUUUCCGAUCGGAAGGGGUUCUUCUUAGUACCCACGGUGAUUGAUAACCCACCUGACGACUCGCGUGUAGUUACCGAGGAGCAAUUCGGGCCUGUCAUACCCCUAUUGAAAUGGUCGGAUGAGCAAGAUGUGAUCCGGCGGGCCAACGACACCGACGCUGGCCUUGGUGCAUCCGUGUGGACUCGGGAUAUGGUGCAGGCUGAUCGCAUGGCCCGGCAGCUCCAAGCCGGGAACGUCUGGGUCAACUGUCACGCUGAGAUGCAACCCAGUACCCCCUUUUCUGGUCACAAGCAGAGCGGCAUGGGUGUCGAGAUGGGAGUAGAUGGCCUAAAGUCCUAUUGUAAUGUCCAGAGCGUCUACGUCAAGGAGGCUUGAUCGAUAUAAUCCAUAGCCCGUCCCUCUAGAGAUGGCUCCAGAUGCUGUGUCUAGCGUUCAGAAUUUACCAUUCACAAACUUUUGGGAGAUCCUGAGCUUAAUCGCGUCUGAUAUAACUACUUAACCUAGUCCCUCUUAAGCUUUGAUGGAUCUUAAUUGAUUUAGUAGCAUGGCGCCUUUCUCUGCUGGCAUUCUCGCCCCCUCGGGCGGCGUAUUCCGCAACUUGAACCCGUCGCAGAUGCCCUCCACUCACCCGACCCCCUCGUGCGUAUUAAGUACUUAAUGAAUCUGAAAAAGGGGAGGGUGCUAGCAGGUCGACAAUCAUUCUUGAUAGGAAUAUGAACUUAACUAUCUUCGUCAUUUCCGUAGUCAUGGAUCAUAACAAAAUUAGCAGCAUCUUGUCCUCCAAGUCCAAUGCGGUUCAUUUUUCGUAAUGGCCGGCACCGCGCCAUCGGCAUAUCGACGGCCUUGAUCCUCUAGGAGUACAUUAUUUACUCAUACGCACAGCUACGCUUAAGGAGGUAGUUGGUUGCAACUCAUAUAUUGGUGGGGAGGGCCUUUAUUCGACCCCUAGGUGUACGCUAUACGCGCGUUGUAUGGCCGGCUACACCUAGGGCUCGAAUAACUGCCCAUCCAAAGUGCGCAUUAAACUAAGUACAAAAAAUAAAGCAUAUAUAACG
Messenger RNA from Xylaria bambusicola, 2434 nucleotides. Its product is annotated as aldehyde dehydrogenase. The coding region runs from base 288 to 1754 and encodes 488 amino acids. The transcript is spliced from 3 exons. Gene Ontology annotation, molecular function: aldehyde dehydrogenase (NAD+) activity. NCBI's taxonomy places the organism in Eukaryota, Fungi, Ascomycota, Sordariomycetes, Xylariales, Xylariaceae. The record is from RefSeq and is a predicted model, not a curated record.